AUGCGGCAUCGCGAUGCGUUGAUAGAGAGGAUCAUUGAGCUCCAGGAGACGCUGAACGAGAUGACGCACAGGGCUGAGGAUGUCAAGCUGCAUAAUGCUGCUCUAGAGGAAGAGAAUGAUCUUCUGAGGGAGUACAUUAGGAACUUGAUAGCACGGGUAAUGCAUGACUGA
Molecule: messenger RNA, 171 nt
Organism: Perkinsus marinus ATCC 50983
Lineage: Eukaryota; Perkinsozoa; Perkinsida; Perkinsidae
Exons: 1
Coding region: 1-171 (56 amino acids)
Source: RefSeq, a predicted model, not a curated record